AUGACGCGCUGUCUCUUGAUCUCAGGGGGGAAAGGGUACCAAGGGGGGAAAGAGGUGCCAUUACCAAUAGUUGACCAUGGAACUUGUGAAUGGGCUUUACAACAUACGCGGCUUGGAAUGAAGUUCAGGCUGGACAACACAUUGAUAUGUGCUGGAGGAAGGACGAACUUUGACACAUGUACUGGCGAUGGAGGCGCGUCACUUGUUUGUCGCACUUCGAGCGCUGGCGGCACACCCCGUUACUCAGUGUAUGGAAUGGUUGCAUUCGGCGUCGGGUGUGGUACACAAGUACCCGCUGCGUACGUCAACGUAGCGGCGAUGUACCAAUGGAUCACUGAUAAAUUUGCUGAAGAAAAUCUUGACGUUCCGUUCUACGCUUAA
Messenger RNA from Pieris macdunnoughi, 381 nucleotides. Lineage: Eukaryota; Metazoa; Arthropoda; Insecta; Lepidoptera; Pieridae. The record is from the annotation of a GenBank genome assembly.